Molecule: messenger RNA, 827 nt
Organism: Artibeus jamaicensis (Jamaican fruit-eating bat)
Lineage: Eukaryota; Metazoa; Chordata; Mammalia; Chiroptera; Phyllostomidae
Product: protein C19orf12 homolog
Exons: 3
Coding region: 203-628 (141 amino acids)
Source: RefSeq, a predicted model, not a curated record
GCUCCUGAUUUCCCGGCAGCCAAGGAGCAGCAAGUAGUUUCCUGCCCCAGAGGGUCAUUCUGACCACUGUCCCAGUCCAGUCCUGCUCCUGCUGCCCAGCCUCAGUUACGCUGGUGCCUGGGGCUGUCCAGUUCCUUGUGUUCUCUGGCUGUUCCAUCCUCUGCCUCACCCAGUCCCAAAGGCUUCCUCCCAGGGUGCCAAGAUGCCUGUCUCAGUGGACGAUGUCAUGAAGCUGCUCUGCUCCAUUUCCAACAAGAAGGGAUUAGAAGUGGUCACCAAGGGCCAAUGGAGGGGUGUCAUGCACGCUGGUAUUUGCGCUGGGAUUGGUGGGCUCUUGGCUGGCCCACCGGGAAUAGCUGUUGGGGGUGUCCUCGGGGGCCUGAUGGGGGCCUGGAUGUCCAAGGAGAAGAGGAGACCUGCAUCUCAGGUCCUCAAGGAGCUGUCUGGUGCCCAGCAGAUGAAGCUAUUCAAUAAAGUCAAGGCCAUCAUCUGCAACCUGGACUCCAUGAACAACAAGCAGCUCACAGAGUGGGUCCUGAGCAGUGAGUCGCUUCAGCAGCAGCUGCUACACAUGCUGAAGGAUUUCUUUGAAAAGGAGCUUAAGAUCCCAAGUGCAGUGCAGAAGUAAUCCCUCGGGGCUGGGGUCCCCAGGAGUGGUGGGGGCUGGGGUCCCUACAGCGGCAAGUGUCGCCUGAAACCCUCGGUGCUCAACCUGCCUCACCUCACGGCACACACCAGCGCAUCACUGAAAUUCAGGGCACCCCGCAAAACGAAUUGUACUUUUUGUUGAUGUGAUGAGCAAAAUACGUAUAGUUUUGAUUCAUUCA